This is a messenger RNA of Thyridium curvatum, 810 nucleotides long. RefSeq lists its product as uncharacterized. The record is from RefSeq and is a predicted model, not a curated record. Gene Ontology annotation, molecular function: oxidoreductase activity, acting on the CH-OH group of donors, NAD or NADP as acceptor. The coding region runs from base 1 to 810 and encodes 269 amino acids. The transcript has a single exon. NCBI's taxonomy places the organism in Eukaryota, Fungi, Ascomycota, Sordariomycetes, Thyridiales, Thyridiaceae.
AUGCAUGAUCUCACAGGCAAGGUAGCAAUGGUCAUUGGCCUCGGCCAGACCGGAACAGAGGGAUGGGGCAUCGGCGCUGCCUGUGCCGUCACUCUGGCUCGGCAGGGCGGCAUCAUCUUUGGCGGCAACAGGACGAUCGCAUCGACGGCCAAAACAACAGAGACCAUUGCGAGCGAAGGCGGACAGUGCGACGUCAUGGCCGUGGACGCUACGUCUUCCGAGUCGGUGCAAGCUCUGGUCGAGGCCUGUCUCGCCAAGCACGGCCGGAUAGACAUCCUCGUCGCCAACGUCGGCCAGUCGCAGCCGGGCUGUCCGGCGACCAUGUCGGAAGCGACGUGGGACUCGCAAAUGGACAUAAACCUCAAGACCGUCUACAUCGCCUGCCACCACGUCUUGCCAGUCAUGGAGAAGCAGCCGUCGGGUGGUGCCAUAGUCUGUGUCUCGAGCAUAGCUGGCAUGCGGUACAUCGGCAAGCCGCAGAUUGCCUACAACACCGCCAAGGCAGCCAUCAACCAGUUUGUCAAGGCUACGGCCGUCAUUUAUGCAAAGCGCGGGGUCAGGCUGAACUGCGUGGUGCCGGGACUGAUGGAGACGCCGUACACCCGGAGUCUCUCGACUCGUUUCGCUGCUGAGGGAGGGUAUGAGGCGUUCAAGAAGAUGAGGGAUGAACAGGUUCCGAUGGGACGAAUGGGUGACGCAUGGGAUGUUGCCAACGCAGCACUGUUUUUGGUAUCUGAUGAGGCUAGGUACAUUACUGGACAGAAGUUGGUUGUUGAUGGCGGCAUCACUUCAUCUACAGGCCGUACAUAA